This is a messenger RNA of Aspergillus glaucus CBS 516.65, 1392 nucleotides long. RefSeq names its product putative GABA permease. Gene Ontology annotation, biological process: amino acid transport; transmembrane transport. Gene Ontology annotation, cellular component: membrane. Lineage: Eukaryota; Fungi; Ascomycota; Eurotiomycetes; Eurotiales; Aspergillaceae. The transcript has 5 exons. Gene Ontology annotation, molecular function: transmembrane transporter activity. The record is from RefSeq and is a predicted model, not a curated record. Bases 1 to 1392 code for a protein of 463 amino acids.
AUGUCUGGCAAAGAAACGCAGGUAUUUUCUGGCUUGAAUGAGGAUGUUCGGUUGGGGGAUUUGGGGUAUGAGCAGGAGCUCAAGCGUUCAUUCGGCCUCCUAGGUAUGGUCGGGUUCAGCUUCAGUGUUGUGACAUCAUGGACAGCACUAUGCGGAGUCUUCAUCGUCGGUAUCACCUCCGGCGGUCCUCCCGUCAUGGUAUUCAGUUUCCUCGCUGUUAGCAUCGUCACCCUCGCCGUCGCGAUUCCCAUGGCCGAAAUGUGUUCAAUGUAUCCUGUUGCCGGAGGACAAUACUCUUGGGUUGCUGCGUUAGCACCUCCUAGUAUCGCGCGAGGACUGUCCUAUGUGAGCGGAUGGUUCAUGCUUAUUGGCGUCCUGGCAAUGGGCGCAACAAACAACUCCAUCGCCGCAAACUUCAUCCUCGGCAUGGCCAACCUCGUCUUCCCCACCUAUACAAUCGAACGCUGGCAAACAGUCCUAGUCGCCUACCUCGUCGCCAUGCUCGGCACAGCCGUCAACCUCUACGGCGCGCACCUCCUCAACCGCAUCUCGCGCUUCAUCCUAAUCUGGAACGUCGGCUCGUUCCUAAUAACCAUGAUCGUCCUCCUCGCGACAAACGAUAACAAACAGCCCGCUUCGUUUGUUUUUCAGGAAUUUCAGAACUUUUCCGGAUGGGGCUCGUCGAUGGCUGCGAUUGUGGGUAUUUUGCAGGCUUGUUUUGGAAUGUGUUGCUAUGAUGCGCCGUCGCAUAUGACCGAGGAGAUGAAGUCUGCGUCGAAGGAGGCGCCGAAGGCUAUUAUUCUUUCUGUUAUUUUGGGGGCUGUUACGGGUUUUGCCUUCUUGCUCACACUAUGCUUCUGUAUUGGCGAUAUUAACGAAACUGCGAACACGACUACCGGUGUUCCGGUUAUUCAGAUCAUUUAUGAUUCUACGAAGAGCAAAGCGGGUACUUGUGUGCUUGCUAGCAUGAUCUCUGUGAUUGUCAUCGUGGCAGGAAAUAACCUCAUAGCCGAGGGUUCGCGGUCUAUCUAUGCAUUCGCCCGCGAUAACGGUCUUCCGUUCUCUGGUUUCCUCUCUCGUGUAUCAACGAAGAGACAGGUUCCUGUGAAUGCCGUCCUGGUCACAUUGGCCGUGCAAUUGGCCCUUGAUGCGAUUGAUUUCGGUACAACAACAGGCUUCGAAACAGUCAUCGCCAUCGCCACCGAAGGCUUCUGUCUACUAUUUCUGCUCUUCGCGGCGAUUACAUUCAACUUCCCCACUACGUAUCCCGUCUCGCAUGAGUCGAUGAAUUAUACUUCUGCUGCGAUUGGGGUUAUUGCAGUUAUUGCGGGAGGUACGUGGUGCACGACGGGGAGGAGAAGGUUUGCUGGGCCGGAUGUGGGUUUUAGUUGA